UCCCAGCAACUCGCUCUCAGCAUAUGUGUGGUGUCCAUUUGGCUACCAGGCUCACCAUUCGACCCAGGCACGUAUUUCAAGGAAACCACUAUUUCAAUUUGGUGGCAGCAGUUGCGCAAAAGUUUUGAAUUUCUACCUGCUCAAAAUGCAAGCGAAACGGGCGAAACCAACAUUGACUGGUCAACGUGGACGUCUCAGGGUCAUUCCAUUAUCAGUGUUUUCUCACUUCUUAUGGGCGUUGCCAUUGCACGAUUAGGUUUGUAUAUGGCAGACCUGUCAAUAACGCAAAUUAUGCAAGAAACAGUGCCGGAGAUGCAGCGCAAUACAGUAUUCGGAGUGCAAGACUCGGUGUCGCAAUUUUUCAGUGUGCUCAAAGAUAUCGUAACUCUAAUAUUACCGGAUCCCAGAACAUUUGGUAUACUUAUUAUCAUGUCGGUCUUAUUUGUCUUUUCUGGAUUUUUAUGUUUUUGCUGCUAUCUUUUAACGGUAAAUUUCCAUCAAUUCCAGCAAAAUAUGUUUAAGCUCGUGAACGAAUGCUGA
Molecule: messenger RNA, 540 nt
Organism: Gongylonema pulchrum
Lineage: Eukaryota; Metazoa; Nematoda; Chromadorea; Rhabditida; Gongylonematidae
Source: the annotation of a GenBank genome assembly